Molecule: messenger RNA, 1295 nt
Organism: Apaloderma vittatum (bar-tailed trogon)
Lineage: Eukaryota; Metazoa; Chordata; Aves; Trogoniformes; Trogonidae
Gene: CHRNA5
Product: cholinergic receptor, nicotinic, alpha 5 (neuronal)
Exons: 5
Coding region: 165-1295 (376 amino acids)
Biological process (GO): nervous system process; regulation of membrane potential; monoatomic ion transmembrane transport
Cellular component (GO): synapse; postsynaptic membrane; neuron projection
Molecular function (GO): transmembrane signaling receptor activity; acetylcholine-gated monoatomic cation-selective channel activity
Source: RefSeq, a predicted model, not a curated record
CUGAACCUUCUUUUAUUGCUAAAAGUGAAGAUCGUUUGUUUAAACAUUUGUUUGAAGACUAUCAAAGAUGGGUUCGUCCAGUGCAACACUUGAAUGACACAAUAAAAAUCAAGUUUGGCCUUGCAAUCUCUCAGCUAGUGGAUGUGGAUGAGAAAAAUCAGUUGAUGACAACAAAUGUCUGGUUGAAACAGGAAUGGAUAGAUGUUAAGUUAAGGUGGAAUCCUGAAGACUAUGCUGGAAUAACAUCUAUUCGCGUCCCAUCAGAUUCUAUCUGGAUUCCAGAUAUCGUGUUGUAUGACAAUGCAGACGGACGUUUUGAGGGAACAUCUACAAAAACUGUGGUAAAAUACGAUGGCACCAUUGCUUGGACUCCACCAGCAAACUACAAAAGUUCUUGUACUAUUGAUGUAACCUUCUUCCCCUUUGACCUCCAAAACUGCUCUAUGAAAUUUGGUUCCUGGACUUACGAUGGCUCACAGGUUGAUAUAAUACUUGAAGAUUAUGAUGUUGACAAAAGAGACUUUUUUGAUAAUGGAGAGUGGGAAAUAGUGACUGCAACAGGAAGCAAAGGCAAUAGGACCGAUGGAUGCUGCUGGUAUCCUUUCGUUACAUAUUCAUUCAUAAUUAGACGUUUGCCACUUUUUUACACGUUGUUUCUCAUUAUUCCUUGUAUUGGGCUUUCAUUUCUAACUGUCCUUGUCUUCUAUCUUCCUUCGAACGAAGGUGAAAAAAUUUCACUUUGCACUUCAGUACUGGUGUCACUGACCGUUUUUCUUCUCGUUAUUGAAGAGAUUAUUCCAUCAUCUUCCAAAGUUAUCCCGCUUAUAGGCGAGUACUUGGUGUUUACUAUGAUAUUUGUGACAUUGUCCAUUGUGAUAACUGUCUUUGCUAUCAAUAUUCAUCAUCGCUCUUCGUCUACACACAAUGCUAUGGCACCUUGGGUUCGCAAGAUAUUUCUUCACAAACUUCCCAAGCUGCUUUGCAUGAGAAGUCAUGUAGAUAGAUACUUUGCUCAGAAGGAGGAAACGGGAAAUACGAAUGGAUCAGAGUCGUCUAGGAACACCUUGGAAGCAGCUCUAGAUUCUAUCCGGUACAUUACAAGACAUGUUAUGAAGGAGAACGAAGUUCGUGAGGUUGUUGAAGACUGGAAAUAUAUUGCUCAGGUGCUUGACCGAAUGUUCUUAUGGACUUUUCUUCUGGUUUCAAUAAUUGGAUCUCUUGUGUUAUUUAUUCCUGUUAUUCAUAAAUGGGCAAGUAUAAUAGUACCUACGCAUAUAGGCAGUACAAAUGCAUAA